Messenger RNA from Chara braunii, 5485 nucleotides. NCBI's taxonomy places the organism in Eukaryota, Viridiplantae, Streptophyta, Charophyceae, Charales, Characeae. The record is from the annotation of a GenBank genome assembly.
AUGGACGACGCAGAGAGGGACGAUAUUCAGGACGCCCUCGAUGAGGAGGAGGGUCGUGAGGGUGGCAUCGGGAAGGGGGGGGGUGACAGACGAGGCAGACGAGGCAGUCGGACAGCCUGACCUGCCAGGGGAGGAGGUGGUGAUGACGUCGAGAGGCGUCGGUCAAGCGGGUCCCGCUCCUAGGGCGUCGCGACCUGAGUUGGAGCGCGCGAGGAGGGAGAAGAGGGGAGUGGGGGAGGCAGACGUCGAGGUGCGAAACACGGGCGGGGAGAAGAGGGCUUGGCAGACGACGAUUGAGGAGAUGUACGACAAGGAGAAGUUGGCCGAGUUCACAGACGUGUGGCUGCAGUGGAUCUACGCGAAGGGGUUGCCAUUCAACGCCUUCCGUGGUCCGGAGUUCCAGAGGGUGCGGCACGCGGCAGAGAGAGUGCCUCGCACUAUCCAGUUCCGGUUUUCCUCCUAUAGGGUUACAGCGGGCGCCAGGAUCCCUUCGCAGAGGGCGAAGGUGGCGACGAUGGUGAGCGAGGUGCACGCUGCUUUCCGGCACACCGGUGCCACCAUCCUCUCCGACGGGAGGAAGUCGCGCAGCGGCAAGCCGCUCGUGAACUUCCUCACCGGGGGCGCCAAUGGCGCCCUGCUAUACGCCACCGUCGCACGUGACGGGUCCGUCCGAGAUACAACGGACAUCGUGUACCGUAGGUGGCGGGCCAUCAUCUUGUCCUUUCCUGCAAAGGACGUGAUCGGCUUCUGCACAGACUCCGCCAGUAACUAUACGGCGGCAGCACGCGGAUUCGCCACGGACCCCGAGCCCGACAUUAGGAGGAUCACUUGGCUCCCCUGCUCCACCCAUGUCUGCAACUUGAUGUUGUCAGAUAUCGGGACGCGAGUGGGGUGGGUCAAGGACACCAUCAUCCGUGCUCGAGCGCUUGUGCGAUUUAUUAAAUCGCACGGCGCUGAGCCCUCGCGUUCAACUUGUCGAGCCCGUCGAGACACGGUUCGCAUCGGUUUUCCUGAUGCUGACGUGUCUCAAAGGUCGACGAGGGGGGACCGCGAGACCGAGCGUUGUGCGGCGUGGUGGUUUGACCAUGGACGUGCCCACCCGGAGUUGCGCACCAUCGCCAUCCGUGUCAUGCACUUGUGGACGUCUGCCUCUCCAGCGGAGAGGAACUGGGCGGCACACGAGCGCAUCAACACGGCGAGGCGCGUCAAGCUUGGGUUUGCCAAGCUUGCACAGCUGGUUGAGAUUGCCACCAAUCUCAAACUGGCCUUGUGCGCACGGCAGGGUGGUGGGUAUGUGUUGCCAUGGGUUAUGGGGACUGGUCGGGAGGGGAUGGCUGUAGAGGACGAGGAUGAGGAGGGAGACGUGGAGCCCGAGGUGUGGGGAGCGCGACCUGCUGACAGUGUUCCCGAGCAGGACAUCCAGCGGCAGAUUGUCGCUUUCCAUGACAGCCGACCGUCCAGAGCCCAUUCGGUUCAGGACGUGUUCGGCAAGAGGUCGACGGAGCUGCGACCGUGGCCGAAGGGUGGCCCUCAGGAGGGCGAGGCGGGGGGAGGGGCCUCCCCUGCAGUUCCUCAGACCGCCUAUCAAGACCCGCACGUUACUAUAAACAACAACAACAACAAUAGCAACAACAGCAACAACAACAUCAACAAUAACGACAACAACGGCAAUAUCGUUGCUGCUGCUGCCGGUCCCUUUCAUGGCGAUUCCGGCGACAACGGCAAUAUCAUUGCUGCUGCUGCCGGUCCCUUUGAUGGCGACUCUGGCGAGAUUGGCGGCAUCAUCAGUCAUGACAACACCAACAACAACAACACCGGCAGCGUUGUUGUCGGUGUGAUCUCACGGUCAUGUGUUGAUGAAAGAGGCAGUAACAACAACAAUAGCAACAACAACAACAAUAACAAUGACAACAACAACAGCAACAACGUCAACAACAACAACAACGGUAUCGCAGAGGCCGCCAGUUUUGGUAACGGUGAUUUUGACACUGGCGAGAUCGGCGGUACCAUCAGCUACAACAAUACUGAUGACGGCAAUGACAAUAAUAACAGCAAUUACAACAAUAACAGCAACGACCGAAUCAUCGACAGGGCGACUGGCGAAAUCGACAUCAACAAUAACGCGCAUCCGGACACGUCAGCAGCAGAGGGCCACCUUAGCAGUGACACGUCAGCAGAGUGCCACCUCAGCAGUGACACGUCAGCAGAGUGCCACCUCAGCAGGACAUGUCAGCAGAGUGCCACCUCAGCAGUGACACAUCAGCAGAGUGCCUCCUCAGCAGUGACACAUCAGCAGAAGUGCCACCUCAGCAGUGACACGUCAGCAGUGCCACCUCAGCAGGCACCACCUCAGCAGCGACAUACCUUGAUGCGCCGCAGCCAACGACUGGCCGAGCGCGGAUCCGCAGGAGCCAAGCCUCAACAGGAACUUAGCACCCCUCGGAUUCCGCGCAGGCCACGCACGACCAUGGCCGCUACCUCUGACAACAGUGCACCAGCUAGCCCCAAGAGGCCGGUUACCCCUCCUCUCCCAGUUCAGCAGGCCGAUGAACCGCCUCUAGCGUUCCUCGACCGUCUCCAGCAGUAUUCGGAGACGACGGCAGCUGAACUACGCAAGUGGGAAGAAGAGGAAGCCGCCCGCCAGCAGGAAAUACAAUGCCAGCAGGCAGAGGCAGCAGCAGCACGUCAGCGGGCCRCAGCAGAAGCUGCAGCAGCCGCACGGUUGCAACAGCAGCAGCUCGAAGCAGAUCAGAACCAGGCUCAUUACCAAGCCACGAUGGACCUUGCUCGCGACGAAGUCACAUAUGUCAGGCUACUUCGACAACAGCAUUUCCAAGAGACCGAAGAACAAGCCCGGCCAACCGAGGAAGAAAGAGACAAGGAAGGGACAGCAGUACUAAUGGAGACUCUGCUGUACACGUGCAAUUGGCAGCAAUGUGAACUGCUCGCCACGCGGCAGGUCCUCAUCCGCCAUGAAACAACACUCAAGGCAAUGGCCAAGAGGAUCGCGUCCCUGAAGGCCGAGAACAGCACACUACAUGCCGCCAACAGCCAGCAGCAGACACUCAACCACCAGCUGCAGGCAGAUGUCAGCAAGGGGUUGGCACAGCUGUCAGCAGCUGCGUCAACGGGCAGUGCAGCAGUAGACUGCAGCCCAGCUUUGGCCACACAGGCAAAGCAAUUGGAGGAGCGGGUCAAUCAUUUAGUCGCAUCCCUGGGCGACAUCAGCAAGUUUGCAAGAGCCUCUACAGUCAGCAAUCAGCUGCAGACGCUCAACGACCGCGUUGACCAACGUCUGGUCGUCGUCGCAAAGGAAUGGAAGAUGCCGAACUUCAAGGUCGAGAAGUUCGACGACUAUCACAUGACCGAUCCGCUGCAAUGGUGGCUAACAUUCAACGCAGAGGCGGACGUGCAUCACACUCCACCACUGCGACGGCUUGACGCUCUCUACCUCCAACUCAUUGGAGGAGAGCAGGUUUUCAUGACGCAUAUGGCAGUCACAUUGGAAUGCACCAUCGCCACCCUCCACACCAAGAUCACGUGGGAGGAAUUCAACGACAAGCAUCACGCCAUGAACAAGAUCUUCCGCAUCUACCAAGGCCAGCAAACAUCACCGGAAUGGCUGACGGAGUGGCAAAGACUCGUCGCCACCCCGGAGUUGGGCUUACCAUUCGACGCAAUUCGGGCUGAAUUUUUCGCUUGGUCAUGCCACGCUUUGACAGCUGCGCUUGGUACGGAAUUCCAAUAUGAGACCUUUAAUGAUCUGAUCUCAAAGGCAAGAGACCUAAUUCAAGGUAACCGGCGGGCGGCUAACGAGACCCGCCAACAGCCCGGUUACGUGGAGAAAGGCAAGGGACAACGGACGCCACAAGUAGCAGCAGUCCAGCAAGGAACAAGUGAGGACCCCGCAGCCGCGUCUACAUCAAGUGACGGAGAUGUGGCGGCGGCGAUACCACCGCAACGCUCAAGACCCCGAGGGGGAAAACAAAAAGGCGAAACCAGCGUCGGCGGAUGGAGCACGACAGGCACCAUGGACGAAAUUCGGCAUUACGGAAGAAAUGUUCAAGUUGCGACAGAAAUGGUCAUGCUGUUUGUGGUGCAACAACACCAAACACAUCACCAGUGCCUGCCUCGACAAGGACAAGAAAAAUGUCAAGCGUUCGGGCUCGGGAAACUGAGCACCGCGGGAAGUGCAGUGACAACAUUUCCCAGUCCGCCGGAGUCGGCUGCCUUGCUAGCAGCCUCUCUCACAUUCGGGGACAUCGCGGUAGUCGCAAGUUCUCGCGUUGAGUUCAAGAACUAUGCUUUCGAGCUGGUCCCACCGUUGAACCAGCCUCUCCACGUGCAAGAUUCAAGCGUAUGCGCGACAGUUCCGCCGUCGGACAACGAACCUGUUGCUUCGCCAGCCCUCCUAUCGGAGGAUCCGUCAACUUGGACGAGACUUGAGGAUCUCGACCCGUUGACGGUUGAGGACUUCCAAUGGUUGCCUCUUCCCUCCACCGGUUUUUUGCCAACUCCGCAUUGCAAUGCCUUGAUGGCACAUCUACGCGAAUACUUGCACGCUGCAGUACCACCUCCGUCGACGGACGGCGGAGUAGCGGUUGUUGAUCUUUGCAACUAUCUUGCGAAGAUCGACCGGGAGUACGCAACGCAACGGAAAAGUCAGCCCACGCACGUCACGUUGGCCGACGGUCACACGCAAAAGUCGAUCGACCGAUGUGUUGACUCGGUGCCCGUGUACUUUGCACCGCUAGCAUGCGAGGCCGUGUCUUUCGACAUAUUGGACACCAAGUUCGAUAUGAUCCUCGGCAUGUCGUGGAUGCAAAGCGAAGACCACCCGGUGAACUUCCAUCGCCGCACCGUUCACGUUCGUGAUCGGCAUGGCGAACUAGUCCCGUGUACGGUGCCGCUUCCUCAUCCUUCGAUUGGUUGUCAUGUGGUAUCCGCGGCGAGCAUUCACCAAUCCAUCCGGCGGAACGACAUCGAGGAGAUGGGCAUAUGUUUUCUUCACGCCCUCCCACCCGGUAAUCAGCCCAAGACGGAUACGUCGGACCCACGCAUCAUUGAGUUGUUGGACAGCUAUGUGGAUGUCUUUCAAGCUCCCGCCGGAGUCAUACCGGAUCAGCCCAUACGCCAUGGGAUCACUCUCGAGGACGGCACUGUACCUCCGUGCGGAUGUAUCUACCGCAUGAGCGAAGAGGAACUUCAAGUGCUUCAGGCACAACUAGAGGACCGUAUCUGCCGGAAAGAGUGGCAUAACUCAGUGCCAGAAAGAAGCUUCCAACAGCGGUUAAACGCGGUUGGAUCAAUCACUUCUUGAACACGAGAUAACUGCAAUUGCCGGAAAGACUGGCACAAUUCAAACUCAGGAAGAGGCUAGCGACAACAGAUAACUGUGGACGGGCAAAACACCUCCUGAUCAGACUUCCACAGGAGAUUGACAAGCCUAAACUACUACAACUAUGAAUGAAUAACAUGGAGAUGG